This is a messenger RNA of Haliotis rubra (blacklip abalone), 2148 nucleotides long. Its product is annotated as narbonolide/10-deoxymethynolide synthase PikA2, modules 3 and 4-like. NCBI's taxonomy places the organism in Eukaryota, Metazoa, Mollusca, Gastropoda, Lepetellida, Haliotidae. The transcript is spliced from 2 exons. The coding region runs from base 539 to 1945 and encodes 468 amino acids. Gene Ontology annotation, molecular function: transferase activity. The record is from RefSeq and is a predicted model, not a curated record.
CAACGCUUUAACCACUAGGCUACCCCACCGCCCCUGACAGUGAGGAAGGAAUUCAAGGAAUGGCAGCGCUCUCUGACUGGUUUCCCUGUCAAACCCGAACUGAUUAGCUAUGGAUAAUAUGUAUCGACUGUUGUGUGCGUGCAAGAAGUUCGCGUAAAUGUGCAACAUCUGGCGUAUUAGUUAAACACCGUAUCCCACACAAGACUAAACCGCAUGCAUAAUGUUUAACAGCACAAUAAAUUAGCGUACACUUACUUAAACAAGCCCAUAUACACUUAACAAGCUGAAGGUGAACUGAGGCAACCGUGAUCUGGUCCUACAUCACCAUCACUAGUAGUUGAUGCUCUUCACUGGAAAACUACAUCCGUCGCUACUGCAGCCUUGUCCGUAGAGGAACAGAGCAGGACAGAUACACAGAGUGUUAAUCUGACGUUGGUCUGCUCAUUUUGAGAGGUUUCAAGUCAAUACAAAGCAAAGAUAAAUCAAAGACUAAAUAGGAAGCUCAGCAACAUACAAUUGUCUAUAUAUUUCCCAUUUGAUGAUGACGCAUGUUACUACUGAGCCGUCACUACAUAUCCAAUACACUGACAGUGAUACUGCCAAGCUCAGUGUUCCUAGGAAUGCCGAUCAAGGUCACAACAAUGUUGCUGGGUGGAAGUGGUCAGUGUUUGCAAGGUCGCCAACAGCACGUAAACAGCACUUUGUGGUUUGUUUUUCAGGAACUACCCCUGAAAUCUUUCUGAAGUGUUUCGCCGAGUUCAUUAUUGAAUCUCAUACAAAUUAUCUCCUGUCACUGCCAUGUUCUAGUUCGACGAUGUUUGGAGAACACUUUAAAGUUAGAAAGGCAUUUGUUUCCACAACAACAGAGCACCUCCUGCAACAGAUGAAAAAGAUGUUCCUUCAAAUGCAACAGAUUCCACAUCGCAUUAAUUCACCAAUACCCGUGGUUUAUGUUUUUUCUGGAACCGGGUCUGCAUGGACUGGGAUGUGCAAGCAUUUGAUUGAAAAUAACCACACCUUCAAAGCUGCCAUAGAAGACAUUGCUGUCUCUUUGAGGAGGUAUGUUCCUUGGUCUCUGACAAAGAGAUUUGCAGAGAGUUAUGACGUUGGGGAUUUGAUCUUUGAUCCUGUUUCCAUAUUUGCAUGCGAGGUGGCACUGGCGCGGCUCUGGCAAGAGCUGGGAGUAGAACCGUCUGCAGUCGUAGGUCAGUCUCUUGGAGAGGUGGCAGCUGCUCAUAUAGCUGGGAUACUUCCUCUUGACGAGGCAGUGAAGGUUGUCUUUCACCGGUCCAAGAUACUGUCCCAAACUGAAGAAGGAAAGAUGAUACUGGUGCGUAACCUGGAAACAACGAAAGUGGAGGCAAUGUGUUCAAAGUAUAAGGGUAAAUUGAAUGUAAGUUUGUUCCACAGUCCAGUAUCGUGUUCGGUCUCUGGAGAUAGGAAGGCUGUUGAUGCACUUGCAAAUGAAAUAUCUCUGCAUCAAUCAGAAAUUAAGAUAAUUGCUCUUGACCGUUCCCGCGCUUACCACAGUCAUCAUAUGGAGGUAGGCCAGCAGCAACUCGUUCAAGAACUGAACCAUCUGAAAACAGAAGACCCUUCAGUCAGGAUGAUUUCUACACUGUCACCAGAUUAUACCUCACAGGACAUCAGGUCAACCAAAUACUGGGGUCAACACUUACGACAACCUGUUCAGUAUUGUGAAGCGAUACGAACAGCUGUGAGCAAACAAAAUGCUAUCUUACUUGAGAUAGCACCGAGGCCAAUACUGAGGGCCCAUUUGAAAGACAUUUUCUUUGAUCGGCCUUCAGUCCCUCUGUGUCUGUCGUCUAUGUCUUACCCAGGGACGAACGAAGACUUGCUUGAGUCCGCCGCAGUUCUGUAUGAGCACAAUAUAAACAUAAAGUGGGAGGCUCUGAUUAUGGAAAACACGUCAUCGCCUGAAUGACGGAAACAAAUGGAUGAUGGUCUAAUAUGUUAAUAUUACACAGAAGAUGAUGAACGUCAUAUGCCAGUUUCUUCGUAUGAAAAGCAGGAGUUUCGGCAAGAUUUGAGGAAAUAAACAUCUGAAUUCUUUUUGUUCAAAGAACGUGAUUCGAAUGUUUUAUAUGUGGGUUUACUUCACCCACAUCUUUGACUGACUGAUUAGGG